Molecule: messenger RNA, 2642 nt
Organism: Hemibagrus wyckioides
Lineage: Eukaryota; Metazoa; Chordata; Actinopteri; Siluriformes; Bagridae
Gene: haus5
Product: HAUS augmin-like complex, subunit 5
Exons: 19
Coding region: 440-2377 (645 amino acids)
Biological process (GO): spindle assembly; centrosome cycle
Cellular component (GO): centrosome; HAUS complex
Source: RefSeq, a predicted model, not a curated record
CCUUUCCAGAAAAUUCUGGUAUAUUUAGUGUGUUACACAGUUGACUCGGACGCUAUUUUACAGUUUUAUAUGCAGAAAAAAAUCCACAAAUUUGGUUAACUAUUCAGGUUUAGAGCUCGUUUAUCAUAAUACCCGUUAGCUAACUUUUUAAAAGAUAUAUAUUUCCUACCCGUAUUCAGCGCACUCCAUUGUGAUUGGACAAUACACUCUAGCUUGACGUUUUGAUAGGGUGAUUACUUCUGAGUGCGAACUUCUGGCCAAUCAGAGCAGAGAAGAGGCGGGAUUUGUCAGAAUACGGGUUGCUGGAAGAUAACGUAUGCUACGGCGUAUGCUCUAGGUCUGCGUCAGAGGAGAAAAUAUAUAUAUAAUUUACAAUUUUCGGUUUAAUAUUAAUAACUCAUAGAAGAGUUAAAGUGUUAGAAAGGGAUUAUCUGAUAAAAUGGGGAGUUUGGUUCAGGAUGUGAAGCGUUGGGCGACGGAAGAGCUGGAUUUGUCUCCUCACAACCUGCCACACGACAGCUACAUUAAAACGUUAUGUGUCGGUACAGGGGCCUCCAUUUGGAAAUAUGUCAUACAGCAUGUUUACAGUGAGAGGAAGGUGCGACUCAUGCGAGGGAAUCUUCAAUGGUACAAACUUCUACAGGAUAAAGAGCUAAAGCAGGUUGAGGGACAAAAUACAGACACUCGUCGUGUGGAGCUGCAGAGAGAGAUCUCCAAGCUGCAGGCCGAACUCGGCCACAUAGAUCAGAAAAUCAGCACAGCCGAGGAGCAGCUCACUAAUGAAGAGCAGAGUGUGAACAGACACUGCGCUCAGUAUGAACAGAGCAGACUGAGGGAGCUGAUGCUGGACUCAUUCAGGCAGCGCUGCGCUGAGGAACGAGACGCUCUCACACACCACACACAGACCAUCAGCAGCCAACGGCAGGCUUUAGAACAGCUGUCUAGGAAAGCGGAGGUGAAGGUGGUGUUUGGAGGAUCCGACGGCGGAGACGACGGCAUGGCUGCUGAGCCUCUGGUUUUAAGGAACGUCCGGGAUCUCUGCAGGGAGAGAGUAGUCUUUUUCCAGUCUCUCCAGGACAGCAUGCUGAAGUCUUCUUCUUCAGAAUUCACUCCUGAACAGAGGAAUGCAGCUUAUCAGCACUGGCUUAGUGCCGUGGAGGAUGUGCUGCGAUCUCACCCGCCCAAUCAGGUGCUUUCAGCUCUGCAGGCUUUGGCCUCCAAACAGCAGGUGGCGCUGGAGGAGAAAACCGCAUCUCUGGAUGUGGAACGUGACGUUUCUGCUCUCGGGUUUCGGUACGAGAGUAAUCACCUUCUCGACGUCUCCAUGGAGGAAGAGGAGGACUUGCCGUCUGUUCGCAGCCUGUUACAGUCUGCGUGGGAGGAGGUAGAACAGUGUUACAUGCGCUUGGCAGAGGUUCGGGGUCGAGUCCGGAGACUGCACGCUGACCUCGGAGCUCUCACGAAGGAGGUCCAGCUAAGGAUUUUGGGAACGGACGACCUGGAUAACCCCAUGACCAGGAGCGUGUUCGAGUUGGAGCUGCAGGCGGUGCGACAGGCUGCGGUGAGAGACAGUGUGCGAGAGCAGUGCGCACAGCUCCAGCUGGAGAACCGAGAGAAACGCGAGGCCCUGCGCAGCCUCCACACACAGUGGCAAAGCAUCAUGGACUUCAGGCAGCUCGUGGAUGUUAGACAGGAACAGAUACGGAGUCUGAUCAAAGGAAACUCCACCUUGAAGACUGAACUCGCACGUGUUCACUUGGAGUUGAAGCAGUUUGUGUGUGAGAAGCUCAGUCCACAGUUUGGAGGUGUGAUCCGGUCUGCGAACGAACUCCGUAACUCCGUGUCCCAGGAGGCCAAGCUGUUUAACUCGGUGUGUCUCUCCGCUCUGGACCGCAGGAUUGUAGAUGGUGAGAGAAUCCCGGUGGAUCAGUUUUCCCUGUACCGUGUGAGCUCUCCGGCUCUGCAGGGCGUCCAUCAGAGCCUCUGCACACCUCUGUACAUGGCGCCGGAGUUGCUCGUCUCUCAGGCCGUGUCUCAGAGGCUGCAGCUGCGUUUCCUCUGUCGUCUCCUGCAGCUGCGCGCAGACACUCUAACAGAUAUGCAGAACCGAACGGCGCAGCUGCCUGCUCCUAAUCAGCAGGCCCUGCUGCAGGGUGUGAAAAUGGAGGACGCAGACCUGCUGCACACUCUGUUGCCUCGUGUUCAGGAGCUCACACAGAGAUGCUCUAAAGGCUUGGCCUACGCGAGUCAGGUCAACACCGCCAUCACACACUGGUGGGAGCAGCCGGCUCAGUUUGCUCUGCCAGACAUGCAGCAGGAAGGACUGACGUUCCAGCAGUGGCUUCAGCGAUGGAAACUGGCUACGAAGGAUCUUUAACCCUCUCUAUAUCACUGCAACCUGUGUUUCUUCAGUCCAUCCACUUUUAAGUGAUUUUAAAGGAGCGGUAUGUAAUUUUUAACAUGAUGUAGGCGUUUCCUACUAAUGCGGGCAGCAAAGACGAUGGUGACGAGCGUCCUCCGGUUCCUUUUUAGGAAAAAGAAGGAGGUGGCGCCGAGCAGCUCUGUUUGUAGAAACUUCUAAGGAAUAGAUGGAGUGUGGUGAUGUAGGUCAAUAAUCAAGCAGCACUGCUCUUUCAGGGUGU